AUGGGUAACUGUAAUAUGAAAAACAUAAAACAUAGUGGAAAUGAAACUUCUCUGCCAAUGGAGAUGUGCUCCAACUUCGAUGCUGAUGAAAUACGUCGUUUGGGUAAACGUUUUCGUAAACUUGAUUUAGAUAAUUCUGGUGCCUUGAGUGUUGAUGAGUUUAUGUCAUUGCCAGAAUUGCAACAGAAUCCUUUAGUACAGCGUGUCAUUGAUAUUUUUGAUGCUGAUGGUAAUGGUGAGGUAGACUUUAAGGAAUUCAUACAAGGUGUAUCACAAUUUAGCGUUAAAGGUGAUAAACUAUCAAAACUACGUUUUGCAUUUCGUAUUUAUGAUAUGGAUAAUGAUGGUUACAUAUCAAAUGGUGAACUAUUCCAAGUAAUGUAA
Messenger RNA from Lucilia cuprina (Australian sheep blowfly), 384 nucleotides. RefSeq names its product calcineurin subunit B type 2. Lineage: Eukaryota; Metazoa; Arthropoda; Insecta; Diptera; Calliphoridae. Gene Ontology annotation, molecular function: calcium-dependent protein serine/threonine phosphatase regulator activity; calcium ion binding. The record is from RefSeq and is a predicted model, not a curated record. The transcript has 4 exons. The coding region runs from base 1 to 384 and encodes 127 amino acids.